CCCUAACACAGUCAGUGCUUUAUGUGAAGAAGUACCAGCUGGUGCCACGGUCCCUUCUAGUCCUCCAUACUUAUUUGUGUUCAUCACAUAUUGGGACAUGGAAAGGAAAUAUAAGCUAAAAUCCCUGAACACCGCCGUCAGCUGUAUUCUAGCAUUCCUCCUUCACAAAUUCUGCCAUGCUGAAAAAAUUUGUUCAGUUCCCUCAGAGCCUGUGACUAUUAAAGAGAACAACACAAUCGAUGCCCUUGUUGUCCGUAUUAACACAACAACAAAGAACGUCACACUGACUCUCACCGAGAAUCCAGACAAUGCUUUUGACCUGAGGGGCUUUGAUCUGAUCCUGAAAAAACGCCUGGAUUUUGAAACUCUGCUAAAUCCUGAGGAGCUCACGGUUCAAAUCCGCUGCAAUAAAACAGGAUCCAGAAGUAUUACUUUGACGGUGCUUGUUCAAGUCGAAAACAUUAACGACAACCCUCCUUUGUUUGCCCAGAGUAAAUACACUCUAGAUGUUAAUGAGCUCACACCUGUUAACACCAGCGUGGCCCAGAUUGAAGCAAAAGAUGAUGAUUCAGGAGUUUUAUAUUACGCCUUGGAACCAGCUCUGAACCCAUAUUUUAGACUGGAGAACAUGUACAAGCCUAAUAUUCUCGUCAACAAGACCUUGGAUUAUGACAUCGUCCAGCAGGUGACACUGACCUUAUAUGUGCAGGAUACUCCACCAUUGUCACCUCCAGGCCAAAUCACCUACAAAGCUACCACGACGCUUAUAAUCAACAUAAAAGACAUCGACAACCGCCCUCCCUGGUUCCAGCCAUGCACAAGAGUAAAUAUUGGUACGGCCAAAAUCUGCCUGAGUGUUGGGUAUAAGGGCAGGGUCAACUUAACAGAAAGACAGGAAGGACCACUGCAGUUACUUCCAGGGCCGAUUUAUGCAAGAGACGGAGACAAAAGCAGAAAUGAAGAGAUUAGCUAUAAAAUUGUUAGAGGAAAUGAAGACAACAUAUUUCAAAUAGAUGAAAACACAGGAAACAUAACCAUGCUAAAACCAGCGGAUAUUGCAGGCCCGAUAUCUCUCACAGUUCUGGCUUCACAGGUGUCAAACCGUGACCAGUUCGCUGCCACUUCAGUCAACAUCGAAGUGAUGAAAAAGAGCAGGAACCCUCCAAAAUUCGAGCGGGAGCGCUAUGAGGCAUAUGUUUACAGCAACUCAGGCCCUGAGAACAUGGUGCUCAAGGACAGGACUUCAAACAGACCUUUCAGAGUCAGAGCCAGGGACGAUGACUUUGCAAAUGGAAUAAAUCCUGACAUAAGAUAUGAAGUACAGUACAGCAGUUAUGUCAACAUAACCACAGAUGGAUUUGUGCUUCUGAAAAAAACUGUUAGGACCGAAUCUUUUGCUUUACAGGUUCGAGCUGUUGAUGUGUCGACUGGUGAGUCGGGGACAGCGGCCCUCUCCGUGCUCGUCCUACCACCCGUAGGAGUCCAGUCGCCCUCAGAGGGAUACCGUGCUGGAGAUAUGGCCUUGCUGGGCUUCAUAAUGGCCGCAUUGCUGGUUCUCUGCCUCAUCGUAAUUGGCUAUCUCAUCUCCCGUCUGAAGAAAAGGAACCCAGACACGCUCAAGUUAUCAGAGUGUCUAGGUCCAUGCUUGCAGCAAACUGAGCCCACUGACGGGUUAAGACCAAGAGACAGCAUGCAGUUCACCAAUGACGGCUUUAUGAACGAAGCAGAAAUGGGCAGGUUGGCCUUGAGAAGACCAGAAAAGAGAGACAGGAAACAGGAACUGGCGUCAAAAUGGAGAGUGCGAGUGACACCACGUGAGAGGCACUGCAAUUCCUGUGGCAUGCGAGUCCACUCGAACCAUGUGCACCGCAGCAGCCCAGCUCUCCACCCCAAAGCCCAAGGAUCUAAAGACCAAGUCAGAUCCAUCCUAGCUAAAGAGAGAAGGAAGGACAGACAGAAGACGGUGUGGUUUAAAGAGAGCGAGGAUUCCUCAGAUAUCGAAGUGGAGAUCAUUCCUGACAACAUAGGGCUUAAACAUGAAGAGGAAGAGGAUGACGAAUCAUCUUCUCUGGCUCUAAAAGCCAGCGAUAUGGAACUGAGUGAGCUGAGUAUGAUGAACAUCCAGGACUUUGACAAGCACCAGGAAAAUGGUUCUGACCACCGAGAGCCACCAGAACCAGAUAAAACAGGCCAGUGAGUUCCAAGAGGGCUUGAAAUCAUUGAAACACAUCGCUAUAAGACUUAAAACAGUCUUUCCUGAGCUGAUAUCAGGGUGAUUCCAUGAUUCGGUUGCCAUUAAUUUCCCAGUGAUAUUACUUUUACAAAUAUGAAUGUAAAGUAAAGAUAAAAAUUUAUCGUUUCUAGCCAACUACAUCUUGAAAUAUAUGUGAAUACAACCCUAUUUUUCCAUUUAACGUCUCAUGCCUGACAAAUCAGCAAAUUUUAGGUUCUUUACAUUUCAGGUACCUGGACACAUUCUGAACACCCCUAUGAACAUAUUUGGAAUAUUCCAGACAUCACACAAAUUUCCUGGGGAUCACAGAUAGAAGAAAAGUACAUUCUCUCUGUUUUUUGUUUUUUUUUUUGCUUUAUAUUCAAUUAUAUUGUAAUACUGACUUGAAAGUACAGUACAACCCUUUUACCCAAAUUACAGACUGAAAGUAAAUUAUUAUAUAAUUAGAAUUUGUUAUGAUAAUAUUAUACUAAUCAUAUUUUGUGUAUUUGCUAAGUCAGUUAAAAAUAAACUCAGCCCUUUUGAUUGUUUAAGACAUUUUUUAAACAUGUCAAAUUCAAUGUUUAAAAAUGACAAAAAAUGAAGACCCACAUGGCACCACAAUCGUGGAAUCACCCCAAAAUACAUACUCAUGCAUUGUUUAAUUAUGAUGAGGUGCAUUGUCUUACAAGCCCGAUUCACUGGUGUCCUCACGUGGCAGGGUACUGAGAAUCUCUUAUCUGUGAUAAAAAUGCUGAAGAGAAAAAAACAAAACAAAAACAUCUUGACUACAAUAAUAAUAUCUUCUCUUUUUUUUAAAUGAGAGACUAAUGUGCACAACAACAAAUAUCAUUAUUUCUAUUUUGGAGCAUAUUAUAACUGCACUAAACAUAACAUUUGCACUAAGGACUAAUUAUGCAUAAUUAUGCAAUAACUUAAUGAUUGUUUUUUUCCCCCCUUGUCCAGUAUAAUUCUUUCAUUGCUGUGAAUAACAUUUUGUAUACACGGAUACAGAUAAAGACUCUAAGAAUAUUUUAUAUAAAUGUGAAUCGUGGAAGUGUAGAAAUGAAGAAUAAAGAAGCAAGAGAAUGUGUUCUAUCUUGAUUGUUGUGGAAAUUCAUGACAGUUAAAAACUAGUUUGGCAAACAUAUGUGGCAUGUGUGUCACAACCACAAUCCUGUGCCAAGUUUGACAUGGCCUUGCUGUAUAUUACAGUACCAUUGCUCAAAAAAAGUAUGUCAGUAUGAAAGGGUAC
Hemibagrus wyckioides is the source of this 3467-nucleotide messenger RNA. It is a transcript of the gene cdhr5a, whose product is annotated as cadherin-related family member 5a. Gene Ontology annotation, cellular component: adherens junction; membrane; catenin complex. Gene Ontology annotation, biological process: calcium-dependent cell-cell adhesion; multicellular organism development; cell-cell junction assembly. Gene Ontology annotation, molecular function: cadherin binding; calcium ion binding. Bases 98 to 2197 code for a protein of 699 amino acids. The record is from RefSeq and is a predicted model, not a curated record. The transcript has 14 exons. Lineage: Eukaryota; Metazoa; Chordata; Actinopteri; Siluriformes; Bagridae.